GAAUCAAAAUCAAAGCGGGUUUUUGUUGUUUUGUUUCGAUUCGAAGUUUGUUUAUUUUUGGGAAAAGAAAUCUCGUGUUUUUUUUUUUGAAAUGGAGACACUUGUAACCUGAAAAUUUCUUCAAUUAGAAGGCUGUUUCGUUCUGGGUUUUCAUAAUUUCCUCUUAAUUGCCCCCCCUUUUGUUACAGCAAAACCCGCAAAAAAAGAGAAUUACGAAUUUUUUUAUGAGAUUUUGAGUAGGAACAGCCUUUGGGCUUAUGGUAAAAGGAGAAAUUGGGGAAUUAUCAGAAAGAAUUUUGAUUAUCUGGGUAGUUUCGAUUCUGGGUUUGCUUAAUUGGGUGUUUGAGAUUAUGAGGAAUAGUGGAGAUGGGCAAGGGCAAUCUAAAAUGCAAGGUGGGGGUGUCGUUUCAAGGUCAGCUCGGAGUUCAUUUCGUGCCAUCUCCAGUUACUUGAGGAUCGUUUCUUCCGGUGCUUCGACCGUGGCACGGUCGGCGGUUUCCGUGGCAUCGUCGAUUGUGGAUAGGGAAGAUGAUUCUGGGUGUGAUCAGGUGCAUUGGGCUGGCUUUGACAAGUUAGAAGGUGAGGGAGAUGUCAUUCGACAAGUUCUACUGCUUGGUUAUCGGUCUGGUUUCCAGGUUUGGGAUGUUGAAGAAGCAGAUAAUGUCCGUGACUUGGUUUCAAGACGUGAUGGUCCUGUUUCAUUUAUGCAAAUGCUACCGAAACCAGUAGCUUCUAAGAGAUCAGGGGACAAGUUUGUAGACAGCCGUCCCCUUCUGGUAGUUUGUGCUGAUGGGUUCAUCUCUGGGGGUAAUCACAGUCGGGAUGGUCCAGGCAAUGGAAGCAUUCCACACAACCAUGAUUCAGGGAAUGGUAGCCUUGUGCCUACUAUUGUCCAGUUUUAUUCCUUGCGAUCUCAAUCUUAUGUACGUAAGCUAAAGUUUAGGUCAGUGGUUUAUUGCAUAAGGUGCAGUUCUCGGAUUGUUGCUAUAGUUCAAGCAGCUCAGAUACAUUGUUAUGAUGCCACAACAUUAGAGAUGGAAUAUACCCUUCUUACAAAUCCUAUAGUCACUGGCUGCCCUAGUUCCGGAGGUAUAGGUUAUGGACCUCUUGCAGUUGGUCCUAGGUGGCUGGCUUAUAGUGGAAGUCCAGUUGUAGCUUCCAAUUGUGGACGUGUCAGUCCGCAGCAUCUUUCACCUUCUGCAAGUUUCCCUGGGUUUUCUUCAAAUGGGAGCCUAGUUGCACACUAUGCAAAAGAAUCAAGCAAGCAACUUGCUGCUGGGAUUGUGACCUUAGGAGACAUUGGAUAUAAGAAACUGUCCAGAUACCUGCCUGAGUCGUACAAUUCCCUGCAAUCAGGAAGUCCUGGCUGGAAAGCUAAUGGGAUUGUUAAUGGUCAUCUACCAGAUGCUGAUAACAUUGGAAUGGUCAUUGUCAGAGAUAUUGUCAAUAAAGCUGUUAUUGCUCAGUUUAAGGCACACAAGAGUCCUAUUUCAGCAUUAUGCUUUGAUCCUAGUGGGACCCUUCUUGUGACAGCUUCAGUUCAGGGUCAUAACAUUAAUGUUUUCAAGAUUAUGCCUGCACUUCAAGGAAGCUCUUCUGCAUGUGAUGCAUCAUCAUCAUAUGCACAUCUCUACAGGCUGCAGCGUGGUUUUACAAAUGCUGUAAUACAGGAUGUUAGUUUCAGUGAUGAUAGCAAUUGGAUUAUGAUUAGUUCUUCGAGAGGGACAAGCCAUCUAUUUGCUAUCAAUCCAAUGGGCGGAUCUGUAUAUUUUCAGUCUGGUGAUGCUGUUUUUGCCUCUAAACAUAGUGGUUUGGGUGUUAUGACUAAGCCACAAGUUCGUUGGCCACCUAAUUUAGGAGUGCAAGCACCUACUCAAAUGAACCUUUGUGCAUCUGGGCCCCCAUUGACACUUUCUGUUGUUAGCAGAAUAAGGAACGGAAGUAAUGGUUGGAGAGGCACUGUAAGUGGUGCUGCAGCAGCUGCAACUGGCAGGAUGGGUUCCCUUUCGGGGGCCAUUGCGUCAUCUUUCCAUAACUGUAAAGGCAAUAAUUUUUUGUUUGCUGAGAGCAGCUCUUUGAAGACAAAAUACCACCUUCUGGUUUUCUCUCCUUCUGGAUGUAUGAUACAGUAUGCUUUACGAAUAUCAGCUGACCGUGAUUCAACACCUUUUGUUUCUGGAUUAAGCGCAGCUUAUGAGUCAACUGCAGAAUCUGAUGGAAGAUUAGUAGUUGAGGCAAUCCAGAAGUGGAAUAUAUGUCAGAAACACAUUCGAAGGGAACGAGAAGAUAAUGUAGACAUAUAUGGUGAGAAUGGAACAUCAGACAACAGUAAAGUAUAUCCUGAAGAAAUCAAAGAGGGAGGAACAUGCCCUGAUCCUACUGAUAUUGUCGACAAAGCAAAUCCCAACCCCGAGGAAAAACAUAAUUUGUAUAUUUCAGAAGCUGAACUGCAGAUGCAUCAAGUUCGAAUGCCUUUGUGGGCAAAACCAGAGAUAUACUUCCAAUCAAUGGUGAUGGAUGGCAUCAAAAUAUCUGAAGAAAAUGCUUUUGGAGGGGAAAUAGAAGUUGAAAGGUUCCCAACUCGCAUGAUUGAAGCACGAUCAAAAGACUUAAUUCCAGUUUUUGACUAUCUUCAAACUCCUAAAUUCCAGCAAGCAAGGAUUCCAACUGUAGAUAGCAAUAGGAAUGGAGGCCGGCUGCAUCAGAGGUCUGGGCUGUCUGAAAAUGGGCAGGUUACACGUAGAAGUAGCUCUGGCUCUCUUGACUCCAUGAAUGAAAAUGGUGCUGCAUUUGCUGAACUUCACAAUGGCAAAGAAACUAGUUUGAAUGGUCCUCAGAUGCCUAUAGAAAACAAGGGCUUUGUAAAUAACAGUGACGGCUCUAAAACAAAACCUCGGCUUGAGAUUGUAAAUUAUAGAGAGAGCUUAAAAAUGGAAGCUCAACUCAAGUUUGUAAAUAGUAACAGUGAAGGCCUCAAGAUGGAGAAUCAUUUUGAAGAUGAAGUGAUAUGUUUGAUUAGAAGUGUGCAGAUAUUCUUUUUAUUCUCCAGAGGCUGAUUAACAAUGUUAAUACUAUGGGUGGCAAUGUAAACAAGAGGCAAAGGGGGGCUUGACUGUGAAGAGGAAUUGUGGAUACUAUGUUUUGGGUUUUUCAUAUGUUGACAUUGUAAAUAACAGACAAUGAAUUCCCAAUAAUUAGUUGUGAUAUGUAAAUAAUAGCAUUACCUUAUAACCCCAACUUGCUUCUAUUCUAUUAAUUUAAAAGCUUAUUUGUUACCAUUCA
This is a messenger RNA of Theobroma umbraticum, 3282 nucleotides long. It is a transcript of the gene G18F, whose product is annotated as autophagy 18 F-like protein. Gene Ontology annotation, molecular function: protein binding. The record is from RefSeq and is a predicted model, not a curated record. NCBI's taxonomy places the organism in Eukaryota, Viridiplantae, Streptophyta, Magnoliopsida, Malvales, Malvaceae. Gene Ontology annotation, cellular component: cytoplasm. Gene Ontology annotation, biological process: autophagy; response to starvation.